CGGCACACACCGCUCUAACAACCUUGUGCGCCUCUAUUAGAUAACAAACAAUACAGAACGAAAACAACACGAAAUGAACGUCCUGACGCGAAAUUUAGCUCAAAAUCUGUUCAAAUACAAUGGUGCCGGGCUUAUUCAGGCGGCGGCAAGAAGCUUCAGCACCCCGGCACUGGACGGAAAGGAAAUUGAGAAGCUGGUGAACAACAGUAAGGUGGUCAUUUUCAUGAAAGGCAACCCGGACGCACCGCGCUGCGGGUUCAGUAAUGCGGUGGUGCAGAUUCUACGGAUGCAUUCGGUGAAGUACGACAGCCACGACGUGCUACAGAAUGAAGCGCUCCGGCAAGGCAUCAAGGACUUUUCGAACUGGCCCACUAUACCGCAAGUUUUCAUCAACGGGGAGUUUGUCGGCGGGUGCGACAUUCUGCUGCAGAUGCACCAAAACGGAGAGCUUAUCGAUGAGCUGAAAAAGGCCGGCAUCGAGAGUGCGCUGGCGAAGGAGGGCGAGAAGUAGGGAAUACUGUAAGACAUAAGCGUGUGCGUGCGGGGGUUUCGCGGGAUUAAGUGCGGCAAUAAAAACCAGUUUGUUAUUAAAGCCAUA
Molecule: messenger RNA, 598 nt
Organism: Anopheles stephensi (Asian malaria mosquito)
Lineage: Eukaryota; Metazoa; Arthropoda; Insecta; Diptera; Culicidae
Gene: Grx5
Product: glutaredoxin-related protein 5, mitochondrial
Exons: 2
Coding region: 74-511 (145 amino acids)
Source: RefSeq, a predicted model, not a curated record